Molecule: messenger RNA, 1794 nt
Organism: Cadophora gregata
Lineage: Eukaryota; Fungi; Ascomycota; Leotiomycetes; Helotiales; Ploettnerulaceae
Exons: 2
Coding region: 1-1794 (597 amino acids)
Biological process (GO): regulation of DNA-templated transcription
Molecular function (GO): zinc ion binding; DNA-binding transcription factor activity, RNA polymerase II-specific
Source: RefSeq, a predicted model, not a curated record
AUGACAGACAACAAUGCUCGCAGCCUCGAGACUGCGAAUGGAGAGACAAGCGAUGCCAGUGUCGGCGAUGUAGAAGGGUACACCUCAGUCAAACAUGGCCAAAAGCCAGACUCGUCCAUCUCACCAUCAUCUAAAAGAUUCACACGUCUGGCAUGCAACAGGUGCCAUAGCCACAAGUUACGUUGUGUCCGCUCGGACAUGUUCAGCAAUUCCGAGGGUUGCGAAAGAUGCUUCAGAGCCAACACAAAAUGCGUAUACGGAACGCCAAUGCGAUUGGGACGACCUCCAUGCACAAGUAAUGCGAACCAAACGGGAAACAACAAAAACAAUGGGGAUGGAGAUGUUGGUGACAGCAGUUCCAGCAACAGUGGCAGCACUUACAGUACCAACGGAGUUAUUCCCGGAAACCAACAAACCUUAUCGUCAGGCGAUAUAGUCCUGCACCAACAUCAAGAUUUGGUGGUCCACGGGAACGUAUCGCAGUCCCCGGAACCUCCAGCAAAGACAAAGUCGAAAACAAAGAAGCGAAAGGUGGGAGAUAGCUUCACUGUCCCAACCACCGAUAGUCCGACAUUGAGUUGGAGCAUUGCAGACAAUGACGUGAUGAUGCCGUUAGACGGUGAGGUGCUGGGCCCAUCGAGUACCGUGUUACACAGCGGUGGAGACCACGCGAGUACCAUUCCACAUGCGAACUACGACAAUUCCCGGGACCUGAGCAUAUUUACGACUUUCGAACCUUUACAGUGGAAUCUGCCUCACUUGAGUACCCUUCCAGGAGCAGCAGAUUACCAUGUGAACGGUAACCAACCAUUCUCUGACCUGUUCCCUGAAAGUUUUGGCAUCCACUGGCCUUCUCACGAGGACUUAUCCGGUGACAACCACACCUUUCCGAGCCUCAGUGACCAACUGAGCUCGUUUGAAUCUUCUCCGACGGAUCCGUAUGGAGACGCUACAGCCACAAUGAAUGACUGCAUUCAAGACCUGGCUGAACUCCAAAGCAUGCUUUACCGCUGCUCUGUAUCGUCUCCCGCUACGGCAGUCGGGCUUCAGGGACGCGUUGGUGAUGGUCUCGCGACCAUGAAGUUGGACAACAUCUCAACGAAUCCACUCGCAUCAACGGAAUGCCAACCCCAGGCGAUAUCCGACACACAAGCCGAUUCAAUCUUCACCACAGCUCAGGCCUUCAUCAAUAUACUCAAUCGGCUUGCGACGCAUGCCCCCGGGGCUAAUGCUGCCAAGAGUCCAAACAUCAGCCGGAAUAGUGUAUCACCAACAAAUGCCGCCGGCAUCUCUGGACAGUCCGUACAGAGCAAUCAAACCCCAUCCUCAGGCUCAGCAUCAGGCGGCCAAUACAAUGCGACUUUCUUCCUGGUGCUGACAUGUUACCUCCGACUUCUCAACAUCUGCGAUCCCUUCGUAUCUGACUUGCGCUUACGACUGCAAAACUCAAACAUCACUGCGCAGCCCACCGCGGCCGGGGACCUGCCCAGCCUCCGACUCGGCCAGUUUACGCCGCCAGCCUCAAGCGAACUGCAGAUCCUCUUGUUGGUGCACGCCAUACGCCAUCUGCUCGAUCGCAUCGACAAGGGCAUCAUGACAUGCUUUCCCUUGGAGAUGGAGGCGGGCGCCGCCCUGACACAAGAGUCUGCCAAUUGUGCAACAGGCGAUCCGAAGCGUCGCAUACACGUGGUUGCCAUGCAGUUCACGCUGAAAGAGAUUCAGAUGCGGGAGGAUAUCCUGCACAGGGGGGUAGCAGGGGUGACGGAUAUGCUGAAGGAUUCAGCACUGCUCUGA